Hibiscus syriacus is the source of this 1370-nucleotide messenger RNA. RefSeq names its product probable anion transporter 3, chloroplastic. The transcript is spliced from 9 exons. The coding region runs from base 1 to 1257 and encodes 418 amino acids. NCBI's taxonomy places the organism in Eukaryota, Viridiplantae, Streptophyta, Magnoliopsida, Malvales, Malvaceae. Gene Ontology annotation, cellular component: plastid. The record is from RefSeq and is a predicted model, not a curated record. Gene Ontology annotation, biological process: transmembrane transport. Gene Ontology annotation, molecular function: phosphate transmembrane transporter activity.
AUGGCUACUGAAUCUCUGUUACUUCGUUCUUCUUCUUCUUCCACUAAAUCUUGUUGUACUUUGAGCAUUCCACAAUCACGUCGGGCCAAAUUUGGGGCACCCACCCUCGGGUUCAAGGUGGUGACUUUAAUGGCUUGUGUCAUGUGUUUAUGUAAUGCUGAUCGAGUUGUGAUGUCGGUUGCCGUCGUUCCGCUCGCCUAUAAGCUUGGCUGGUCCAGUUAUUUCCUCGGCAUUGUUCAGUCAUCUUUCCUAUGGGGAUACAUAUUCUCUUCUGUAUUGGAGGAGCUUUGUGGACAAGUAUGGAGCAAAAGAGUGAUGGCAUGGGGUGUUGCCUUGUGGUCUUUGGCCACACUUCUCACUCCAUGGGCUGCCAAUCACUCCACCGUCGCUCUCUUGGCGGUUCGUGCCUUCUUCGGUCUAGCUGAAGGCGUUGCCCUUCCUUCCAUGAGCACCAUCUUAUCCAGAUGGUUUCCAGGACAUGAAAGAGCAAGCGCAGUUGGGAUUUCAAUGGCCGGAUUCCAUCUCGGAAACGUGGUGGGCUUAAUUUUGACACCAAUCAUGUUGUCAACCGUCGGCAUCACCGCACCUUUCGUUCUCUUUUCGUCUCUUGGGUUGCUAUGGUUGUCAUCAUGGGUUUAUAAGGUCACAAGUGAUCCUAAAGAUAGUUCAUUCAUCAGCAAAUCCGAGCUAAGAUCGAUCCAGGCCGGGAAAACCGAUCCUCCUACAGCUACUGCCGACCUCCCGCCUAUAGGCCUCCUCUUUUCAAAGUUACCGACAUGGGCAAUCGUAUUUGCUAAUGUAACCAACAAUUGGGUAAGGAUACUUGUUCUCCUCUCAUGGAUGCCGGUUUAUUUCAAGACUGUGUUUAAUGUGAACUUGAAACAAGCAGCUUGGUUCAGUGCAGUUCCAUGGGGGACAAUGGCUGUUUCGGGUUACAUUGCAGGAGCGAUAUCGGAUUCUCUAAUCAAGGCCGGAUACUCUAUAACAUCGGUUCGAAAGAUCAUGCAGUCUCUAGGGUUCAUCGGCCCCGGGGUGUCGUUGCUAUGCUUGAACUUUGCAAAGUCACCUGAAAUCGCUGCCGUAUUGCUGACAGUAGCCCUGAGCUUGAGUUCUUUCAGCCAAGCUGGUUUUCUUCUCAACAUGCAAGUAAACAUUGCACCUCAAUAUGCAGGAUUUCUCCACGGCAUAUCAAAUUCAGCUGGGACACUGGCCGCCAUUAUCAGCACCAUCGGAACGGCUAUUUCGUACAGUGGUUAGGAUCUUUCAGGCAUUCCUCUCGCUCACAGCUUGCCUCUAUUUCAUUACAGCUGUUCUGGAAUCUCUUUGCAACUGGGGAGCGAGUUUUCUAGUGUUGUCGUUGAACAUCAAAA